CCUUCUUCUUUCAGCUUCGUCUCCAGUAAUUUGGUUCUUUCCUGUGGAAGCACGCCUCUCGCUGAACAAAUUUUAAAACGACACAGAAAGAGGAAGGAAGGAGGAAGCGAUGGUGAAGGUACGGAUGAACACGGCCGAUGUGGCCGCCGAAGUCAAGUGCUUGCGGAGGUUAAUCGGCAUGCGCUGUUCCAAUGUCUAUGAUCUCUCCCCCAAGACGUAUAUAUUCAAGCUGAUGAAUAGCAGCGGAGUUACGGAGUCUGGGGAGAGUGAGAAGGUUUUGUUGUUAAUGGAGAGCGGUGUCCGGUUGCAUACAACUGUUUAUGGAGCUGGAUAAAUUACAUAGCCUUUUUUUUUUUAAGUAUGGGGAAAGAGAAGCAGAUAAAUAGUGAAAUAGUUG
Molecule: messenger RNA, 397 nt
Organism: Rubroshorea leprosula
Lineage: Eukaryota; Viridiplantae; Streptophyta; Magnoliopsida; Malvales; Dipterocarpaceae
Source: the annotation of a GenBank genome assembly